AUCACAGACAUUUCCUUCUUCCUUAGAGAUUUGGGUUGUAAAGCCAUGGAGCACCUUGUUUCAAGCUGGUACAACGAUCGAUCCUUGCCAGAAUCGUAUAUACUCCCACCAGAAGAUAGACCAGGGAUGCUCUCCCUAGGCAAAAAUAUUCCAGUGGUUGAUCUUGGGGCUCAUGAUCAAACCGAUAUACUUCAACAAAUUUUGGAAACUAGCCAAGAGUUUGGAAUGUUUCAGGUGAUCAACCAUGAAGUCCCUAGCAACGUAAUAGAUGAAGCCAUGAGUGUUUUUAAGGAGUUUCAUGCGUUAUCUGCCGAGGACAAGGCAAUUGAAACUUCAAAGGACCCCAAUAAGAGCUGCUACGUGUAUACAAGCACUCAUAAUUAUGCAACUGAAAAGUUUCACUUCUGGAGGGAUGGAUUGUUUCACCAUUGUAAUCCUCUAGAGAAAUACAUCCAAUUUUGGCCUGAAAAACCACCUAAAUAUCGAGAAGUUGUUGCUAUAUAUACAGUUGAAUUAAGGAAGGUGGGCUUUAGGAUUUUGGAGUUCAUUGCUCAAGGCUUGGGACUCAACCCCGAUCAUUUUAGCAGUGAACUCGGUGAAAAUCAAACACUGCUGGUCAAUCACUAUCCACCAUGCCCAGACCCAAGUUUAACCUUGGGUUUGGGCAAACAUAGAGACCCUGUUGUCAUUAAUAUUCUUCUUCAAAGUGAUGUAUAUGGGCUUGAAGUGUUCAAGGAUGAGGAAUGGAUUGGUGUUGAACCUAUUCCUUACGCUUUUGUGGUUACCUUAGGUGCUCUGAUGCAGAUUAUUAGCAAUGGGAAGUUGAAAGGUGCUGAACAUCGAGUGGUGACAAAUUCGAAUUUAGUUCGGACAACUGCUUCCUUCGCUCUCAAUCCCUUUUAUGAAACACUUAUAGAACCAGCAAAAGCUUUGGUUGAUGCAAGCAAUCCUGCACUCUAUAAGUCCUUCUCAUACAAAGACUUUAUUAUCAAAUACAGAGCCGCUGCCUCCUACGGUACAGCAUUUGAGGAGUUUUUAAGUAGUACUCCUGAUUAGUGGUUUGAGAAAAAAAAAAAAAAGGAAAAAGAAAAAAAAAAGAAGCUAUUUUACUUUAUCAAUGUAUAACCAUUGAUAUCAAAGAAGUAAACAUUAGUUAGUUAAUACAGUUGUUCAAUUACACGAGCCUGAAGUUAAGUGCAGUGAAAUUGGUUUUACAUUGCACUAAUAUUAUGAUUAUUGUCAUUAUCUUUUUUAUGGAUAAAAUUUCAGUGUCGUGAACACCAAUUGAAUAUAAGAUUUUGAACAUAUUGUAAUA
Quercus robur (English oak) is the source of this 1315-nucleotide messenger RNA. RefSeq names its product hyoscyamine 6-dioxygenase-like. The transcript has 4 exons. NCBI's taxonomy places the organism in Eukaryota, Viridiplantae, Streptophyta, Magnoliopsida, Fagales, Fagaceae. The record is from RefSeq and is a predicted model, not a curated record. The coding region runs from base 46 to 1056 and encodes 336 amino acids.